AUGGCAUUCGUGCAACCAUUGCGAAAUUUUUUCUUCGAACCUCUGCCACCUUUGAAUGUCGGCCCUUAUCACACGCAAAGUUCCGCCAUUCAUCCCAUCUCAUUUGUUGGGAAGCUUGGCCUCUGGGAUCAUUUCGAAGCCAAUGUAAGGGAUACUUUUGACAGCACGAAAUGGGAUGAUACUGCGCAGCUCCCUAUUCUGGGCGUCAGUCCGCUUGCGCACGAGUACUACCACGUCGGAGAGGAGCGAGGUGUUCAAUCUCGUUUCACUGAGCGGAUCUCGCAAGCAUUGACUCAUGUGGCAGUGGCUCAACAGCUUGACUUUCGCUUCGGGGACGCUAAAUGUGUCUUGCCAACCUAUGCUAAAAGCCCUGACUUUAUGAUCUGGAACCCAUCGAGCAAUACGCAUCUUGUUGUCGGCGAACUCAAAACACCUUGGAUAAGGGAGCACCAACUGGGUGAACUUGUGAUGACAGCGAUGAACGGUGGAUCAGAGUGGGGGCUCCGCAGAAACCUCGGCCAGAUUGCAAUGUACAUGUGCGACCUUGGACUCAAGUAUGGUGUCUUGUCCACGUACGACGAGACGGUAUUCCUUCGCCAGGUGGUCGAGAGGAGAAAAUGGAAACUGGAAGUAUCGCCAGUGAUUCAAGGCUCGCAUGGGCUGGAAGACCCUAAUGUGACCACUUUACGAAUGUGCUUCUUCCAUAUGGCUUCAUUGUCCUUGAUAGAUCGUCACUUUGAGAUGGGUGGAUUGCGAGCCCAACAGUGGACUGAAAGCCUAUGCUGA
Messenger RNA from Penicillium oxalicum, 786 nucleotides. RefSeq lists its product as uncharacterized. The coding region runs from base 1 to 786 and encodes 261 amino acids. The transcript is spliced from 2 exons. The record is from RefSeq and is a predicted model, not a curated record. NCBI's taxonomy places the organism in Eukaryota, Fungi, Ascomycota, Eurotiomycetes, Eurotiales, Aspergillaceae.